This is a messenger RNA of Dioscorea cayenensis subsp. rotundata (Guinea yam), 2098 nucleotides long. RefSeq names its product putative pentatricopeptide repeat-containing protein At5g59200, chloroplastic. Gene Ontology annotation, biological process: RNA modification. The record is from RefSeq and is a predicted model, not a curated record. NCBI's taxonomy places the organism in Eukaryota, Viridiplantae, Streptophyta, Magnoliopsida, Dioscoreales, Dioscoreaceae. Gene Ontology annotation, molecular function: protein binding; zinc ion binding; RNA binding.
AUGCUUCCCUCCAUAGUAGCCGUUGGCACAAUCCCUCUCCCGCCAAAUUCAAACUGUGCUUCUCUUCAGCGGAAAAGGAACACAUCAUCAUCUUCUUCACAACACCACACCAUCACUCUCUUGCGGAGAUGCAAAACCAUCCAAGAACUCCACCAAAUCCACGCCAAGAUCCUCAAAACAGGGCAAUCCCAAGACCCACACCUUCUCUUCAAGCUCCUUCACCAUUGCUCCACAUUGAACUCCAUUGAUUAUGCCUCCAAACUCUUUGAAACGAUCCAAACCCCUGAUGUUUAUCAUUACACUGCUCUCAUUUGUGGCAGCAUUGUUUCCGGCUAUUCUGAUGCUUGUUUUCGGUUAUUUUCCCGCUUGCUUGAGGGGAAAAUUAUGCCGGAUUUUGUUGUGAUGUCUUAUGUUUUGAAGGCUUGUGGGAUUGGGCUGUCUUUGGAGGAAGGUAGGCAGGUUCAUGGACAUGCUCUGAAACUGGGAGUUGGGAAUGAGAGGCUUGUUUCCAUGAGAUUGAUUGAGUUUUAUGGGAAAUGUGGAGUUUUUGGUGAUGCAGAGAAGGUUUUUGAUGGAAUGCUGCAGAGAGAUGCUGUGGCCGCUACCAUUUUGAUAUCUUGCUAUUCUGAUCGGUCUUUUAUCGAAAAGGCAAGGACUUUGUUUGAUAAUGUUGGUGAUAAGGACACGGCCUGCUGGACUGCUAUGAUCAACGGGCUUAUUGAAAAUGGAAUGACUAGUGCUGCAUUAGGACUUUUCAGAGAAAUGCAGGGGGAGAAGGUUCCGCUGAAUGAAGUUACUGUUGUUUGUGCGCUAUCUGCGUGUUCUCAAUUGGGAGCGCUUGAGCUCGGGAGAUGGAUUCAUUCUUAUUUCAGCAGGUUUGGCAUUAAGCUGAAUACUUAUGUCGGCUCCACUCUUGUUGAUAUGUACUCAAAAUGUGGUAGUUUGGAAGAAGCGAAGAAAGUCUUUGAUGAGAUGCCGGAGAAGGAUGUGGUCUCUUAUAAUUCGAUGAUUGCCGGAUUAGCAAUGCAUGGGAGGAGCAGGGAAGCUGCCAAACUGUUUAAGCAAAUGAUUGAGCAAGGUCUAAGUCCUAACCACAUAACUUUCGUUGGUGUUCUUAAUGCUUGUAGCCAUGGUGGUCUUGUGGAACUAGGAUAUGAGAUAUUUGAGUCAAUGACAAAGGUUUUCAGUGUAGAGCCAAGAAUUGAACACUAUGGCAUGGUAGACCUUCUUGGUCGUGUCGGAUGCUUGGAUGAAGCUUAUGAGUUUAUCAGUCGGAUGAGAAUCCAACCAGAUCAUGUUAUUUGGGGAACUUUGCUUAGUGCUUGUAAGAUGCACAGAAAUCUUGAUCUAGCUGAAAAGGUUGCUGAAAUUUUGAUUGAGAGUGAUGCCGCCGAUUCUGGAACUUAUGUUCUUCUCUCAAACGUGUAUGCAUCAUUCGGUAAAUGGAGAGAGGCAGUUGGAAUACGCUCGAAGAUGAAGGAAUAUGGCAUUCAGAAAGAACCGGGUUGCAGUUCUAUAGAAGUUGAUAAUGAGGUGCAUGAGUUCCUCUUAGGUGAUAUUCGACACCCUCGAAGAGAUGAAAUAUAUCGAAAGUUGGAGGAAUUGAGUGAUGCCUUGAAAUUAGAAGGUUACUCUCCGGAAAAGCAAGUGGUUUUACAGGAUAUUGACGAAGAUGAGAAGGAAUGGGCGCUAAGUAUCCAUAGUGAGAGGCUGGCAAUAUGUUAUGGUCUCAUUUCGACAAAACCAACGGCGACGCUAAGGGUUGUGAAUAACCUUCGGGUAUGCAAUGACUGCCAUUCACUGAUUAAGUUCAUCUCAAAGAUCACCCGGAGAAAGAUCGUCUUGAGGGAUCGGAAUCGAUUCCAUCAUUUCGAAGAUGGUUUCUGUUCUUGUGGGGAUUAUUGGUGAUCGCAAUCAUGAAUAAAUUGCUGCAAUUAUACAUCGUUAAUCAUUUUCACAUGAAAAGAUCGCCAUCCAUUGAAAACUCACUCCAAGGUUUUGUUGGCUAGUUAGUUCUUGUGAUUUGAUUAUUGUAUGGCUUGCCCUUUGCAUCAUGUAAAAAACUUCAAAACUGAAAUAUUAGUGAAUCAAAUUCAUA